ACCGGAGCGAUAGCGUUUCCAAUUGUUUUCGAAAAUUUUCAAAAUUUGAUUCUUGUAUAAUUAAUUAACUAUGGUAUUUCGGAGAAUACUAUAAGUUGUCAUAUUUUUAUUUUUUUUUCUUUCGAUUGCGACUUCUUCGAACUCUGUAGCUUAACGCGUUGAAGAGAUAUUAAUUUUUUCGUUACUGCAAGGUACUGUGAGUCUUAGACAUAGAUAUAAUUUAUACCGUGUAGGAUCGCAUAUAUCGGGUUGGCAUGUAUAGGCAAUACCAAAGCGUCUAGACGUGAAUUCGUUGGUUAUAUCAACGCUGAAGUCUUGCACUAUAGCACUAAAUAUGUCGAAACGUACUCAAAUUAUUUUAGUCUGGCUCCGAUGAUCAUUGACCGUUCACCUGACAGCUUCCUCUUCUCAAAUAUAACCUCUAAGAACGUGACUGGAAACGAUAAACGAUCUGGUGGAGUGGUAUACGAUUCCUUGAACUAUCCUGGAGCUUUAAAUCAGUUAUGUAAAAAUAAUUAUGAUGAUUGCAACGUAAAGUGAAACGUGCAAUUGCACGAUGGGUAAAUAAGUCGAUAUUUUUUAUUCGCUUUGUGUAAAUAAGGAAAACACGAAAUGAAUCUAAGACGAAAGUGAGGUUAUAUUUAUAAAUCGUGAAAACAUGUUCAAAAUAGCCACAAUACCAUCGCAUAUCUGCGUGAUAAAAAAAACACUCAUGUGCCCAUUGAGAAAAAAAAACUUAAAAGGUGAGAUCGUGAAAAAAAUGAUGAAAGAGCAGAAACAGUGUUUUGGGGCUCUGUUAGAGACGAAGAAAGAGAAAACAGCCAGGCUCAAGAAAGAAACAUCGGGGUUAACAGUGAGAAAUAAAAAUUUGUCUAAUCAAGAAGAUUCUGAAUUUUUGUGGAUGAUGAGAGUUUCAGAAGAUCGAUUGAGACGAAUUCGACUGGUUGUCCCAAAAAAACCCGAAGUUCUCUAUGAUGAUUGUAUAAAAAAUUUUGAUCAGAACAAUGAGAAACCAGCUCCUCGAUCGGCCACAAGUUCGCACCUUUCCAAAACUCAAAAAUCAAUUAUACGUCAAAGUUUUGUAGAUGGAUAUAAAUUUAAUUUUACUAAUGUAGAUAAACAUUAUGUACCCAAUACAAAAGUGCAUACGAGCCAAAACCUAUUAAGAACUACCUCGAAAGGUCAAGAAGAUCAAAUACUCACAGAUAAUGCUUCUGUCGGACAUUCAAGCUCAACUAUUGAGCUUGAAAACAUUCCUCUGUCUACUGAGUCUUUACCAAGUUCAACAAUUAUGAAAGUUGAAACAAUGGCCUUGAAACCAAAGGAACUGUCUGUAAAAAGUAGGACCGUAAUGACAAGGGCUGUGGCGAUGAAUUUAAAGCUAAAAAUUCUGACUUUGAAACAGAAGAGGGUUGCAGCGAAGCUCAAAACAAUGUCUGCACAACCUAAGAUAAAGCACUGGAAACUUAAAAAUGUAACUUCCAAAUCUGAUGCUGAUUCACGGGUCAAUUCGCAAAUCCAAGCUAUUUUGGAUAAUAUUAAAACGACUGAGUUUUAUACUGAAAGUCAUAAAGUCUCCAAUCCUCGAAUUGAGAUUUUUCCUGGAAUGGAAAGUUGUAAAUUCCUCAGUGUUCCAGAUGUAACACAAAUCCUUAAUGCUACCAUGAGCGAUAAAACAAAAUUCAGGCUCAAUUGGUACAUAUCAAAAUUCAUAGAGAAUUUUGGUGAUGAAGUCUACACCAGGUAUAGACAAGAUAUGAUGCAAUUUAAUACACUGUUCCAAUAUGCGAUUAGCUGUGAAUUGAAGAAUUUGCCACAUGAAGUACCACGAAAUGUGGAUGAUUGUUUCAAGGGUAUUCAAGCAACCCUGAAAGAUGUAAAAGACGUCAAGGUGAUCGGUUCGCAAAUUGUUCACAAAAAUUUGGGUUAUCGAAGUGUACUGGACUGUGUUGCCUCGUUUAGAGGAACUCUGUGUAUGAUAAAGUGGGAUAAUAUGAGGAGGCCUAAAAGACGGACGUCUUACAAUUGGAGUACACGGUGUAUGCAGAUAUCUGCGUCCGUGGGUGCAUUGAAUGCAGGCAACACGUAUCCAUUUAAGAUAAAAUCGGGUGUUCUCGUGACGGCUUACAGGGACGGGAAUCCACCGUCGAUAGAGCAACUGGACGAAGAUAAAUUGCAGUUCUACUGGAAACAAUGGCUGCAGAGAUUGCGAAAAUUUUACGAAACGCACCUCGUGAAAGAUGUUCUUGACUGUUAGAACUAUAUUAAUAUUAAAUCAUUGAAAGUCA
Messenger RNA from Venturia canescens, 2288 nucleotides. RefSeq lists its product as uncharacterized. Gene Ontology annotation, molecular function: single-stranded DNA exodeoxyribonuclease activity. Lineage: Eukaryota; Metazoa; Arthropoda; Insecta; Hymenoptera; Ichneumonidae. Gene Ontology annotation, cellular component: mitochondrion. The coding region runs from base 659 to 2257 and encodes 532 amino acids. The record is from RefSeq and is a predicted model, not a curated record. The transcript has 4 exons. Gene Ontology annotation, biological process: mitochondrial DNA replication.